This is a messenger RNA of Striga asiatica, 1989 nucleotides long. Lineage: Eukaryota; Viridiplantae; Streptophyta; Magnoliopsida; Lamiales; Orobanchaceae. The record is from the annotation of a GenBank genome assembly.
CUCUCAAAUCCGUGGAGGCGUGGAUGCCUUCGAAAAAAACCUGAGGACUUCUUCCGGAGCGGGCGGUGUCAGGCAUUAGAUAUUUUCUUCUCUCCACGCAACUCCUCGAUAUUGCCGAUUUAGGUUUCAUCUGCUUGUUGCUGGGAAUUUGUGAUUUGAGUUCGAAUUAAAUCAAUUGAGAAAGUUUUCGAAAUUUGAGAAAUGGCUAAUUCAGAGGAACAGAGCGGUGGACAGAUCGACAACGUGGAACCCGCCGAUCAAAGGUCAGACGGUGGGGAUGCGGCCGAUGCGUUUCCGGAGGACUCUGUCGCCGCUUCAGAGCCAUCGGUCACGAGGAGGUUAACGGAGAUAUUUGUGGCGGAUGGCGACGGGGAUCUUCUCCUGCAGAGCACCGAUCCAGAGGGCGGUUUUCUUCAGUGGUUUCGGGCUUUGGAUAUGCAGGUGGUGGGGGCUUGCAGGACGGAUGAGAGGUUGAAGCCCUUACUGAAGCUUAACGUGUCGGCUGGAGUGGCUGAGGAUGGUCUGCUAGCUCACCUGAGUCAGCACUUCGAACCUUCAGAAGUUGGUUUGCUAGCCAGGUGCUUGUGUGUACCUCUGGUUUCUAUUCGAGUUGGAAAGAUAGACAAGCAAGGGGCUCUCAUGUAUCCAACAUCUAUAAGAGGGAAUUUAUUUCUCACCCUUUUGCCAACUUCUGAUUUGCGUGUAUCAUUUAAUGGGGAUGAUGGCACCGUGGAGAGGCUGGCAACAUUAGGCUCUGAGGUGCAUUCUGGUGAUUUAGUCAUGGAAGAGAUUUCUGCAGACAAGUCUGGAAGGUCUUUCUUAAUAAAAACACCGGAUAAUAUUGUUUCAUAUUUUUGGUGUUGUGAAAAAUCAAAGCUUUUAGGGGAUGAAUUGCUUGCAAAGGUGAAAAAAAAGGAUCAGAUGAAAGAUUUGGUGGUGAAAAAACCUUCGUUGGCUGCGUUAACUGGAAUUAGUGAGUGGCGCCUCAGUUAUUUUGCUACUCAUCUUCGAGCAUAUCUUACUGAUACCAUGUUAAGUAGUGGUGAACCCAAUGGCUUUCUCUCGGCAGAUGACCCGACCAAUUCUACAAAAGUCUGUUCAUCAUCAGCUCAAUCUGUUUCCAAUUUUCGGAAGAAUUUGCGGCAGUAUACCAGACAAGGGUCAAAGUCUAACCUGAUCUAUCUGGGUAGUCUGAGCCCCAAGUCAAGUUGUUUUAAGGAGGGCCUUCAAAAAAGUGGGUCUUCCCUGAGAAGUGGUGGCAGCAGAGAAAAACUGAGGCGCCGUGGAGAAAACUACAUGGCAUGUGUUGGCAGCCAAUCAGUUAGUACAGUUGCUAAAAACAAAGUUGGCGAAUUAAAUAUUUCAGAGAAAUCAACAGUUGAAAAGCAAAUACCUUGUUCAUCUGGCAGUGGCAGCUUGUUGUCCCCUCAGUACUGCUGGUGCCCUCAGCUGCCAAUAGGCGAGCCAUUUUCCCUGCCCCCACUUUCUUCUCUGCUGUUAUCAUCAUCAUCAAAACCAAAACCAAAACCAAAACCAGUGGUGAACGUGGCCGAUCUCCCACCUCUGGAUUUUGGUGGUGUUGUGACCUCGAUUUUCACGCCUCCGAUUGUGCAUGUUCCCGUCAUUGAUGUUGUGGCAACGAAUGUGGAAUCUGCGGUGGAGAAAGGUGCUCGGGAGACGCUGAGGAUGCUUAUCAAUGGCAAUGAGCAAAAGAUUUUUUAUAGUGGGGCAAGGGAUGUGGUUACUAGUGUGUCUGCUACUGCUGCUACUACUGUGGGGCUCGUUUUCCUCGUUACAGAUGAUUGCCAGGAGCAGAAGAACCCUUCUGGGCCUGCUGAUGAAGAGGGGGGCAGUUGAUUUUUUUUUAGUAUUUCAGCUCUUCUGUACAUUUCUUUUUGGGUAUAUAUGCUGGUGCUGGUUUCUUAUGUUGAGACUUCUGGGUGUAUUGUAUGUCUUUUUUGGAAGUCAUCAAUUAUUAUUAUUAUUAUU